CUGGCUUCUAUUGUUGCUCUUGAGAAGUCUGCCAUCUAUUUCAUUGUUAUUCCUUUUACUUGCCUUCAAGGUGUGCAAGUAAGGACUUAUCUCCAAAAAAGGAUAUUUAUGGAACAGGAUUAUCUCAGUGGCAAAUGAGUGAUAGGCUUAAAAGCUGUGCUCCUGAGUUCAAUUCCAGAGAUUAUUUAGAAGUCAAAGGCAAGUUGGAGAAGCAGCAAGAAAAUCAGAAGGAAUAUUUUAUGCAGGGGAUGAUCACAUAUGACAAAAUGUCCAUUUUCGACCAGCAUACUUACUUAUCUCAACAUCCAAAAUGUCACUCUACUGAGAAACCCUAUAAAUGUAAGGAAUGUGGGAAAGCCUUUAGACGAGCUUCACAUCUAACCCAACAUCAGAGUAUUCAUACUGGUGAAAAACCCUAUGAAUGUAAGCAGUGUGGGAAGGCCUUUAGUCGUGACUCACAGCUCAGUCUUCAUCAGAGACUUCAUACUGGUGAGAAACCUUAUGCAUGCAAGGAAUGUGGGAAGGCAUUUACUCAAAGCUCACAACUUAUUUUACAUCAUAGAAUUCAUACUGGUGAAAAACCAUAUAAAUGUGAGGAAUGUGGAAAAGCCUUUAUUCGUAGCUCACAACUCACCCGACAUCAAAAAGUUCAUACUGGUGAGAAACCUUAUGAAUGUAAAGACUGUGGGAAGGCCUUUACUCAGAACUCACAGCUUACUCUGCACCAGAGACUUCACACUGGUGAGAAACUCUAUGAAUGUAAAGAAUGUAGAAAGGUCUUUACUCAGCUCUCACAACUGAUUUUGCAUAAGAGAAUUCAUACUGGUGAAAAACCCUAUGAAUGCAAGGAAUGUGGGAAAGCUUUUAUUUGUGGCUCACAGCUUUCUCAACAUCAGAAAAUUCAUAAUGGGGAAAAACCAUAUGAAUGUAAAGAAUGUGGAAAGGCUUUUAUUCGAGGCUCCCUACUUAUGCAACAUCAGAGGAUUCAUACUGGAGAAAAACCCUACAAAUGUGAAGAAUGUGGAAAGGCAUUUAUCCGUGGCUCACAACUUACUCAACACCAGAGAAUUCAUACCAAUGAAAAGCCCUAUGAAUGUAAGGAAUGUGGAAAGACCUUUAGUCAUGGCUCACAACUUACUCAACAUCAGCGAAUUCAUACUGGUGAAAAACCCUAUCAAUGUAAGGAAUGUGGAAAGGCCUUUAAUCGUGGUUCACUCCUUACUCGACAUCAGAGGAUUCACACUGGUGAAAAACCCUAUGAAUGUAAAGAAUGUGGAAAAACCUUUAGUCGUGGUUCAGAACUUACUCAACAUGAGAGAAUUCACACUGGUGAGAAACCCUAUGAAUGUAAGGAAUGUGGAAAGUCUUUUAUUCGUGGCUCUCAGCUUACUCAGCAUCAGAGAAUUCAUACUGGUGAGAAACCUUAUGAAUGUAAGGAAUGUAGAAUGGCCUUUACUCAGAGUUCACAUCUUUCUCAACAUCAGAGACUUCAUACUGGUGAGAAACCUUAUGUAUGUAAUGAAUGUGGGAAGGCCUUUGCUCGAGGCUUACUACUUAUACAGCAUCAGAGAAUUCAUACUGGCGAGAAACCGUAUCAGUGUAAAGAAUGUGGGAAGGCCUUUAUUCGUGGUUCACAACUUACUCAACAUCAACGCAUUCACACUGGAGAAAAACCCUACGAAUGCAAAGAGUGUGGGAAGGCCUUUAGUCAUGGCUCCCAACUUACUCUACAUCAGAGAAUCCAUACUGGUGAGAAGCCAUAUGAAUGCAAAGAAUGUAGAAAGGCCUUUACUCAGAGUUCUCAUCUUUCUCGACAUCAGAGAAUUCAUACUGGUGAAAAACCCUAUCAGUGUAAGGAAUGUGGAAAGGCUUUUACUCGUGGCUCACAACUAACACAACAUCAGAGAAUUCAUAACAGUGAAAAAUCUUUUGAGUAUAAAGAGUGUGGGAUAGAUUUUAGUAAUGGCUCACAAGUUUAUGUAUGAAUGAUCUGAUUCUUUGUUAUUUAGAGUUUUUGCUGGUCAUUUGUCCAUUAUCUGCAAAGAAUUCUUACAGAUGUGAAUAUGAGAGUACAUUUGCCUCAUACAGCUCAGCAUGUAGAAUUUUUAUGGGGGGAAGAAAAUAUUUAUGUAAAUUCGUAUUUUAAAAAGCUGUCAUUACUGGAAACAUGUUAAAAUUUAGCAAAUUAAAACAAAAAAUAAUUUUGUUGACAUAUUAAAUGUAGGAAAGCCAUUAGACAUUUUUACAUUAUCUUGAUUCUAUCAGUUGAUUUCCUUCAUUACAUAUAUUAUGAUAAUUAACCUUUGCUUUGGUUUAAUCAUUUGUAAUCUAUACCAAAGAAUAAUACCAUUCUUACAAGGUUUCUGAAAGUAUUAUGUGAGUUGUUGCAUGUAAAAGCUUUUGAACAAGUCCAGUGUGAUAGUGUGCACUGGACACUACUGCUUGGUGGGCUAAGGCCACAUGAGAGAUGUGGGUUCUAUUCCCAGCUCAUCCUAAAAUGUGUGGUUGAACAUGCCUGUAGUCCCAGUUCCUUGGGAGACUGAGGUGGGAGGAUCGAAGUCUUAUACUCAGCGUGCACAGUAGUUAGACCCCAUUUGAAAGAGCUAGAUAUGAUGGCAUGUGCCUGUGAUCCCAGGUAUUGAGGAGGCUGAGGCAGGAGGAUCAAGACAUAGACUAGGUAUUAAUAAAAAACAAACAAAACAAAACAAAACAAAACCUACCACUUUCCCACAAAGCUCUGAGGAUAGUCCCUUGAACAUAGGAUAUCAUAAAUACUUGCCAUUUUCAUUUUGUGUUAUUUUAGAGAAUUUGCAUGAGAGGAGAGACCUUAAGAGUGUAAUGAAUAUAAGGAACCAUUCAUUAACACCACAUGAUGGGUGAGGCCACUGUAUGUUGUAAUGAAUGUGAGAAAGCUUUCAUUCAAAUCUUAUCUCUUAAGCUAUAAGGAAAUUCAUACUGUAAAGAAACCAUGUGACUAUGAUCAG
Tupaia belangeri chinensis (Chinese tree shrew) is the source of this 2984-nucleotide messenger RNA. RefSeq names its product zinc finger protein 420. Lineage: Eukaryota; Metazoa; Chordata; Mammalia; Scandentia; Tupaiidae. Gene Ontology annotation, biological process: regulation of DNA-templated transcription. The transcript is spliced from 2 exons. Gene Ontology annotation, molecular function: RNA polymerase II cis-regulatory region sequence-specific DNA binding; DNA-binding transcription factor activity, RNA polymerase II-specific. Bases 135 to 1985 code for a protein of 616 amino acids. The record is from RefSeq and is a predicted model, not a curated record.